AUGGCAAACAUCGGCGGACAGAAGAUCUUUAUGCCAAAGCCUCCCGACAGGGGAUCCUUUCCAUUAGACCACGAGUCGGAGUGCAAGACAUCUAUGAUUUCGUACCUCAAGUGCCUCAACGACAACAACUCCGACAACACUUCCUGUCGACUGUUGGCUAAAGACUAUCUCAAGUGUCGAAUGGAUCGCCAAUUGAUGGCCAAAGAAGACUUCAAAGUUCUCGGAUUCAAAGACCAAACCGACGCCACUCUCGACCACAAGUAG
This is a messenger RNA of Medioppia subpectinata, 264 nucleotides long. NCBI's taxonomy places the organism in Eukaryota, Metazoa, Arthropoda, Arachnida, Sarcoptiformes, Oppiidae. The record is from the annotation of a GenBank genome assembly.